Molecule: messenger RNA, 1132 nt
Organism: Helianthus annuus (common sunflower)
Lineage: Eukaryota; Viridiplantae; Streptophyta; Magnoliopsida; Asterales; Asteraceae
Exons: 3
Coding region: 570-938 (122 amino acids)
Biological process (GO): stomatal complex development; guard cell differentiation
Source: RefSeq, a predicted model, not a curated record
CAUAGUCCAGUAGUAGUCAGUUUAUCAAAGCCCCCCUUGGUUACUUAGAUAGACAAAAGGUCCAACCCCAAGAAGCAUUAUAUGUCUCUUUGAAUGUCUUUAUUAUGUGUCUUCUUAGAGAGAGAAACACAUGCAAAUAUAGAGAGAGAAACAAAGAGUUGGUAAGCAAGGUGUCAAUUGUCAAAGAAAUAUGUGUAUUAGUACUGAUCAGAAAAAGAGAUAAUUGCAUGUGUUUUAGUUUCUGGGAGUGGGAAUUGUUUAAAGACAGAAGCCAUAACCUGCAUACAGAAUCUCACCUCCAAAUAUAGCAACACAAAGGAUACCAUCAUCUGUUUCUUAACAUUCAUCUUCUCUCUCUACAACUCUCUUUCUUUCUCUCUCUCUCUCUAGACCCAUUCUCUGAUCAUAAGUUUCUUUACAGAUAUUCUCUUAUAUAAAGACUGUACUCCAGAACAAAACACAAGUGGGUUUUGAUCUUUUGUUCCAAAUAAUUGCAUGAGUCAUUGAAUCUCAACUUUUUAAGUCUUAAAGAUUGGAUCUUUUUUGUGGGUUAUGUGAUAUUCAAACCCAUGUCUACUCUCAAAAAAAAUCUAUCAGCACUACUGUUCUUGUUUUUGUUCUUCAUAUCCUUUUGUCUCCUCAAAAACCCUUCUUUAGUUUACAGGUUUGCAUUGGCUUCCAAACACCAAGAAUCUGAUCUCUACUUUCAGGAUAUUGCCAAUAGUGAAAAAGAGACUUUGUGGGCUUGGACCACCACCACUUCAAGGAGGAGAUUAACCGGGCCCGGCUCAUCGCCGCCGCGUUGUGCUUGGAAAUGCGGGCGGUGCACCCCAUGCAAGCCGGUUCACGUGCCGGUGCCACCAGGGAAUCCGGUGACCGCGGAGUACUACCCGGAAGCAUGGAGGUGCAAAUGUGGAAAUAGAUUGUACAUGCCAUGAUGCAUGCAUGGCUUUUUAUUUGGGACUUACUAAGUUACUAGUUUGUAGUUUGUUCUAUUAAUUACGAGGGGUAUUGUGUCAUUAAUCAAUUCGGUAGGACUAAUGUCGCAAAAAUGAAAACUAUAUAGAAGCUUGAUUAAUCUAUAGCAAUAAUAUUAGGAAUCAUUUGAGGAAUUUGAAUCUUCUAUUUUAUA